GAGGACAGCAGUAGUAGCGAAGUGGGCCCGGAGAACUUAUCGUUACCGAAGCAGCAGUGUCCGCGGGCAGAGUCGCCGGAGUCGCCGCCGCACGGCUACGCGCCCUACCUCCUGCCCCCGUCUAGUCGCUCCAGUCACUUCCAACAGAGGUCGCCCGUCGACACCCUCCUCAGAGUCUUCCCGGGCAGGAGAAGACAGGAAGUCGAGGCCGCCCUCCAGCAGUGCAAAGGCGACGUCCUCUUCGCAAUAGAAAUGAUGGCGGCGUGCCCCGAUCCGGAGAGCCCCCUGCAGCCGCGCUCUGCGUUCUCCCCGCUGGGGCCCCACCCGUACGCGGCGGCGGCGGCCCUUCAGCGGGCCUUCAACCCCCACCACCGGGUCAACCGGAGCUUCCUCGGCCCCCCCUACGCGGGCACCGGGUACCUGCCCACGGUCAUGCGGCCCGACUACCCCUCCCUGCCCCCGCCCCUCGAUCACUUCCUCCCCGACAAGGUCAACGCUUCAUCCCCCGGCUCCGCAUCAGGCUCGGAUAAGACGCUCUACUCCGAGUAGCCCAUCGGAAGAUUCUCACUCCUAUCAGGAUUGAAUUUCAUCCAGCGCUGGAGCGAGCUGGCCUUGAGCGGUCAGGCGCCCUAAAAUUUUGCCAAAAGAACCCUUUUUCGUAGAACUUGAGGGCAUUUGGUGACUUUUUUAGAAAUUAAUCAGAGCGUCUACGAACCCUUUUGAACUUUUCUUCUCUUCAUCAGACGCUCUACUUCUAGUAGCCGAUCGAAAGAUUGUCAUUCCUUGAAUUUCAUCGAGCGCUGGAGCGAACUGGCCUUGAAGGGCCAGCGGCCCGAUUAUUGAAACUAUGUCAGCCCGAUACGACAAGACAUAGCCCUAUCUCAACCAUGCAAUAUAUCGCAAUUCGAUGUCUUAUCGGGCUGGUUUAAAUUUCAAUAAUCGGCCCGCUGGCGCCCUAAAAUUUUGCCGAAAGAACCCUAAUUGAAGGGGCUCUUUUUCGUAGAACUUGGGGGCUUUCAGCGAGUUUUUUAGAAAUCAUCCAGAGCAUCUCCUUUUGAACCUUUUUUCUCUUCACCAGGAAGCACCCCAAAGUCCUUUUCCCUUAAGCUCGAAUAAGACGUUCUACUCCGCGGAGUAGAUCAGGAGAAUGUCACUAGGACUGAAAUUCAUCGAGAGCUGGUUAAGCUCAGUAGCGAACUGGCCUGGUGGACCAGGGACCCUAUAAUUUUGCCAAAAGAACCUUAGGUGGAGGGUACCUUUUCCGUAGACCUUUAGGGCUUCAUUCAGCAAUUUUUAAAAAAAACUCGAACAGAGCCUCUUCAAACCCUUUUGGACCUUUUCUCCCUUUUUGGGCCUAAUGGGCAUACAGGUGGUGCACAAAAGUUCAUUAAGAUGAUAGUCUUGUAUAUAUAACUGUUCUAUUUCCGUUUUAAUUUUUUAUUGUGAUAUAAAACCCCAUUAUUUCAUGUUUAGGUAUUCAUUUACCUGCAAGUAGUGAGAAACGUAUUUUAAAUGAAUGAUUUAUUUAUUGUUUACAUUAAAAGCUAUGUCCUUGUUUUCUUUGUUAGAUUUACUCUAAAGAUGCAUAAAACUAGUCGAUAUUUGGAAACGAAAGAAACAAAUGAAAUCUGGGAGCUCUGUGAUGAUUAUCAUAUUCGGCAAGAAAAACUGUAACUUAAACUCAUAGCAACAACGUCUCAUCUUUCUCAAGAAUUAUUAAUCGAUAACGUUUUAAUGACAUUUAACGACGUUAGAGGAUAAUGCCCACAAUUCAAUAAUAAACUACAUCUCCCAGAAUCAUUCCAAAAUUAUUCAUUUCUAAAUGCAAAGAGGUGUAAUCUUGUAAAAUAGAUAAUCAUGUACAGAUUUAUGUAAGUGUUUUAAUAUUAUACCUCUUUUAUUCUACGUUAUGACUAAAAAUUAUUGAGAAUGUAUAUCCACUUUUAAUUACAUACUGUAUAUGAAUAUUUUGAGCAAUGUGCAUUCCACUUGUAAAUAAAAAACAAAACUUUUAAAUUGGA
Messenger RNA from Bemisia tabaci, 2021 nucleotides. NCBI's taxonomy places the organism in Eukaryota, Metazoa, Arthropoda, Insecta, Hemiptera, Aleyrodidae. The record is from RefSeq and is a predicted model, not a curated record.